Molecule: messenger RNA, 1176 nt
Organism: Pediculus humanus corporis (human body louse)
Lineage: Eukaryota; Metazoa; Arthropoda; Insecta; Psocodea; Pediculidae
Exons: 6
Coding region: 1-1176 (391 amino acids)
Molecular function (GO): metal ion binding
Source: RefSeq, a predicted model, not a curated record
AUGAGUAUUUGUCAGUAUUUUUUAGAAGGACGAUGCCGAUUUGGGCAAAAUUGUAGAAAUGAACAUUCUUUUCCACAAGAUGAUAGAAACAAUAAAAAUGCCGCAAAUUCUUUACAACUGAAAAAUAUAAUCAAACAUAUUGCUGGUGAAGUAACAGCAGCUGAAAAAGGUGGACAAUGGCCUUUGUCAUGUUUUGCUCCAGUAAAAGAAGGACAAAAUAUACCAGAAUGGGAAGACAUAUCACCUGAAGAAUUACGAUGGAAAAUGUAUGAUGCAAGAAAUAAAGGAACGCUAAAUCAAUGUAUUAAUGAAAUUAAUCAUUUAUACAGAGAGGCAGAGAAAAGAAGAAAUUCAUUAAAACAACCAACAAUGGAACAAAUCAAUUUCAUUGUAAAUAGUUUAUCUUAUUUUAAAUUAAGUGUCAAUAUGUUAAAAGAUAAAAAAGACCAAUCAAAAGUUGCUAAUUCUUUCAUAUCGACAAGUAAUGUCAGUAGUGGUCCAUCAAUAUUUGGUGGAUCAUCAGCAAACUGUAAUAAUUUAUUUGGAAAUGUAACACCUGGACCUUGUGGAAACAUUUUCGGAGGAACUCCUGCACAACCAACACAAGGCAAUAUUUUCGGUGGAAAUACUACAAAUCAAAAUGUUUUUGGCGCAUCUACGAAUAGCUUUAACCAAAAUAUUUUUUCAUCGACUGCAAAUUUGUUUAACAGUACUCCCACUCCUGCUGCCGCUUCAUCUAAUCCAACUUUUUCUAAUCAAAAUAUAUUUUCAAGUAAUCCUCCCGCUACAAAUUCGACAGCAUUUUCAACAUUUAGUUUUUCUAGUCCAACUCCCUCUAGUAAUUCAUUAUUUGGUUCACAAAAUGAAAUUUUUAAAAAUGCUAAUGUGUCUUUCAAUAAUCAAAGUAACAUUUUCGGUGGGGGCAAUCAACAACAAGCUAACACCUUCGUCAGUGACAACUCGACACUUUUUAAAACGAAUGCAGUGUCAGGGCAAAAUCAAUCGAAUUCACAAAUUAAUAAUUUUACCUUUAGCCAACCUGUUGUCGAUGUUGAUUAUAGUGUUUUUUCUAAAAUGGAAGAUCUCACUCGAGAAGAAAUUGAUGCUUUUUCAGCUGCUACUUUUGUUUUUGGCAAAAUCCCAUUGAAACCUCCUCCUUUAGAAACAUGCAAAUAG